Molecule: messenger RNA, 8131 nt
Organism: Metopolophium dirhodum (rose-grain aphid)
Lineage: Eukaryota; Metazoa; Arthropoda; Insecta; Hemiptera; Aphididae
Gene: dop
Product: microtubule-associated serine/threonine-protein kinase 3
Biological process (GO): intracellular signal transduction; peptidyl-serine phosphorylation
Molecular function (GO): protein serine/threonine kinase activity; protein binding; ATP binding
Source: RefSeq, a predicted model, not a curated record
CGAUCGCGAGUGCGGUGAACGCGAGCGCUUAGGAGUUCGGAGAGUGUGUCGUGUACUAUUAUUAUUAUUAUUGUGCUGCACUGCAUCGCGCGCGCUCUCACACAAUAGCGGACGAUGUGAGGGCAAGAAAGACGGGGAAAAAAAAAUUACAAACGAAAAGCAAUUUUUUCGUUCAAAUUUUUUUUCCCUUCACUUCCCGUCGCCGCCGCCACCGCUCGUUUAGCGUGCGUGUGCGUGUGUGUGUACGUGCGUGUGCUUGUGGAAAACUGCCGCCGCCGCGCUUUCGUCUGGGGGGCCCCUAUCGCAUAAGGAAACGCGACGACCGACGACGACUACAGCACAACACACUACCCCGAAAGAGCCACCGAUCAUCGUCUCUGCAGGCAACUGUCGCACAGCGAGGACGUGCCCGUCGAUCAUUUGCCCGACCACAGACAUCCACACCUCAGCGUCGAUCCGCUCUGGUCGUCUCACCUUCACCUCAUCCUGGCGACUACACUACUACCUACCAGCCGGACGUCCUGUCCGUCGAUCAGCUAACUCCCUACCAUAGCAGUCAUCUUCGUAUCCACCACCGUCUGCAGUCCGGUAUUUCGUUUUGAAAUGCCACAAUCGCCGGACUGCCAUCGCGUUCUCUGGGACGCACUGCCAAAGCCGGCCUUGUUGCUCUAAUUUACACCGUCGUUUUCGGUGCAGUAAGAUUUUAUCUUAUUUUCAACAACACAUCUGUGGAAACCAAGUCAUUUGCCUAUAAUAUGACUAUGGUAACAUUCAUGAAUCUUGAACUUUUUGUGUAUGUAUAAUACAAAGAGUAAUUAACAAUGGCUAGUAGAAAAUCUUGGAAGGGGCAACUGUCGCUGAAGGAGGCUGAACAUCGUCGGUAUUCUGAUUCAGAAGAACACAAGAGUAAAACAUCAGUAUCAAAUAAUUCAGAAUUAUCAAAUUUAGUUUUGAUGCGCAACAGUACAUUGGGGCAGUCAGCACCUUCCUUAUCAAAUAGUUUGAGAGAAUUACAUGUUGCCGGGUCUGGAAGACGUUCAAACAAGGCUAGUCAUAGAAAAAGCUUUAUAUCAAAUACAUCACCUACAUUACCAAGAUGUCAUUCUCCAAUGUCAAGUAGUCCAUUGGAAAGCCCUAAAGUAGUUCACUCUCAUCCUCAUUUUCCAUUUGUUUCAAUAAAAAGGCCGUAUAAUUUACUCACUACAGAUUGCCGUGAUGGAAGAAGGUGGUCAGUUGCUUCAUUGCCAUCGUCAGGCUAUGGAACCACUUCUGGAAGUUCAAAUGUUUCAUCUCAGUGUUCCAGUCAAGAGCGUUUACACCAGCUUCCAAAUAUGCCAACCUCUGAUGAAUUGCAUAUGUUUUCCAAACAUUUUUCAUCCAAUGACAGUACUCAUAGUGCGGAAGAAGAUAACAUAAUUUACCGUAAACCCCGUUUCAAUCGGCCACGUUCAAGAAGCUUAAGCAGUCCGAGCAGAUCGCCAGUUCUUGACAAUGAUAUUGUUAUGAUGAAUGUGCUUUAUAAAGAUAGGUUUCCCAAGGCUACUCAUCAGAUGGAAGAACGUUUAAGCAUGUUUAUAAAUGAAUACGAAAAACUUAAUUUAGAACACAUAGAAAUAUCAGCAGAUGCUGUACCUAUUGUUAGAUUUGUUAACCAUCAAGUGUUGGAGAUAGCUAGAGAUUGCUUAAAAAAAUCUGAAGAAAAAUUAAUAACACGAGGUUAUUUUUAUGAAAUGUCAGAAAACUUGGAGUUAUUGUUGGCCGAAGCGAGAGAAAAGUCUGAAGAAGCCACUGCACUACUGACAGGAACAAUGAAAAAAUUGUUAUUAAUAAUAUCUAGACCAGCUAGGUUACUUGAGUGCUUAGAAUUUGAUCCUGAAGAAUUUUAUCAUCUGUUAGAACAAGCAGAAGGUCAAGCUAAAAUCUGUCAAGGCAUAAAGGAUGAAAUACCACAAUAUAUAAUAGGAAAAUUAGGAUUAAAUCGUAACUCAGUUGAUGAUAUUGAUGUAAACUUUCACAAAUUAGAUGAAUAUUCUUCGUCUUUAAUGAAAAAGACUCAACAACAAACUACCAAAAAAGAUACAUUUUCUUCUCCACCUUCAGAAGUUGAUUUUGAUGUAAUUAAAUUGAUUUCGAAUGGUGCAUAUGGCGCUGUGUAUCUCGUAAGACAUAAACAAACUCGUCAAAGAUUUGCAAUGAAGAAAAUUAUCAAGAAUAAUUUAAUGUUACGCAAUCAAAUUGAACAAGUAUUCGCCGAGCGAGAUAUCAUGAGUUUUACUGACAAUCCAUUUGUGGUCACCAUGUACUGCAGUUUUGAAACAAGGAAACAUCUUUGUCUUGUAAUGGAAUAUGUCGAAGGAGGCGAUUGUGCAUCUCUUUUAAAAAAUAUUGGCCCUUUACCACCAGAUAUGGCAAAAUUUUAUUUCGCUGAAACUGUACUUGCCGUAGAAUACCUUCACAAUUACGGUAUUGUGCAUCGUGACUUGAAACCUGACAAUCUUUUAAUUACUGCAUUAGGCCAUAUAAAACUGACUGAUUUUGGAUUAAGUAAAAUGGGUUUGAUGUCAUUGGCAACUAAUUUGUAUGAAGUACAUGUGGAUAGAGAUACACGACAAUUUUCUGACAAACAAGUUUUUGGUACACCUGAGUAUAUAGCUCCAGAAGUAAUCCUAAGACAAGGUUAUGGGAAACCAGUAGAUUGGUGGUCUAUGGGAAUAAUAUUGUAUGAAUUUUUGGUAGGGUGUGUACCAUUUUUUGGCGAAACACCUGAAGAACUUUUUGCUCAUACUGUAAAUGAUGAUAUUGAAUGGCCAGAUGAAAACGAAUGGCCAAUUCAGCCAGAGGCCAAAAACAUAAUAUCGUCAUUACUGCAACAAAAUCCUAGAGAUCGAUUGGGUACUGGUGGAUCACAUGAAGUCAAAGAUCAUCCUUAUUUCUAUGGAGUUGAUUGGAACUCAUUAUUGCGACAAAAAGCUGAGUUUAUGCCACAAUUAGGCAAUGAAGAAGAUACUAGUUAUUUUGAUUCCAGAAGUGAUCGCUAUAGCCAUGAAAUUGAUGAGGAUACAGAUGAUGACUCGUUGAUUUUGGGUACAUUUUCAUCUUGUUCUCCUCAAUUCAAAAAAGUAACAAGUAAAUUGUCAAUGAGCAAUGAAUAUCCAUCAUUAUCCCCUUCAGUAAACUAUAAAGAUGAUUCUUUAUCUAUCAAUACUGGAAUGUUUGACACAUCAGCGUCAGAAGGAGAAACAGUUGAUGAAAGUUUAAAAUCACCUGUAGCCAAGAAAACAACUAUUGACAAGUCACAAAACGAAGACAAUGAAUCAAAUACUCAAAUCAGUCGUAGGCGGCGCUUAUAUAGUAAAGAAAGUAUACCGAAAUUCUCAAUUUCAAUUGAAGAUGACAGAUCUCCGCAACUAAGAAGUUUAUCAGAAAAUGAGUCUGAUGAUCCUUCAUCAGAAAAAAAAGAGGAAUUCCUAAGUUUACCUGUGACUGCUAAUCUAUGUCCCACUUUACCACCUUCACCAAAUACUUCAAACAUGUCGAAAAAUCACAAAAGCAAUACUCUUGGUGGUCAACGGGCAAGAUCUGUCAUUAAGAGUUUUUCAGCCACCGGAUUGUCUCUGAUGAUACCGCCUGAAUCCAGUAACAAUGGAAUGCAAAUGAAGUCUCCAGGAUCGUGUAGUGCAUUGAACUCACCUUGUCGUGAUGUACCUUUAAUCACCAGCUUAAAGCCACCAAUUAUAUUGCGAAGAGGUCCUUCUGGCUUCGGGUUUACAGUUAACACUAUUCGUGUAUACUUUGGGGAUAGUGAUUUCUACACUAUGCACCAUUUAGUAAUGGCAGUGGAUUCGGGAAGUCCGGCUUUCGAGGCAGGUCUGAGCCCCGGGGACUUGAUUACGCACGUCAAUGGAGAACAAGUCCAGGGGAUGAACCACACACAAGUGUUACAGUUGCUGUUGUCCGGCGGCGACAAGGCUACCUUGCGGUCCACGCCGCUAGAGUUCACGACCAUCAAGACGGGUGGACGGCGCCGGGAACCUGGCCAGAGCAAGUUGGCGUCAAACGCCAGGCACAGAGGCCUUGGGUUUGCGCACCACUCGCACCGGCAUAAAAGGUCGCAACGUAAGGACAUACCGGCUGGUGAGAGUAGGCGCCGACAAAAGUCGUCGCUGUUCAGGCGAAUCAGCACCAAGUGUACGCCCGACUAUCAGCAGCUGACCAUCAUGGGGAACCGAUCGCCGGCUGUCGGAGGCGUCGCGCAGGACGCGGCGGCGGCCGUGGCAUCGUCGACGCCCGCGGACUACUCGUCUUCGACCAGCUCUUCGAGCUCGUCUGCCAACUCCUCGCCGACGGUGACGCCCAACUCGCCCACGCCGUACCAGCGGCCGUCCACGCUGCACGGGCUCAAGCACAAGCUGCACUCGGCCACCAAAAACCUACACUCGCCAAACCGGCGCAAGUCCGUCGGCCAUAUACCGCUGUCGCCGCUUGCUCGGACCCCGUCGCCGUCGCCGCUACCGCAGUCUCCCACCCGGUCGCCCAGCCCGCUGACGUUCUCGUCUGGCCACCAGCCUGGAAGCUCUAAUACCACGCAGUCGUACAGCCCGUCGUCGCUGACGUCGUCCAACCCAGGGGCGGCGGGAGCCAGUGGCGUGGCCGUGUCUGGGUGUGGGGCGACGGCCGGCGUUGGAGGUAUCGGCGGCCCGUCAGGCUGUUGCAUCAGUGCCGUCAGUGGCGGCGCUGUAGUCGUCGUCAAGAAGACGGCUGGCUCGUCGUUCGGCCGGCCGUGCAAGACGUCGGAACCGGGGUCGCCACUGUUGCGCCGGGCCCUGUCGCCCGACCGGUUGCACCCGCGUACCGCCGAGACCAAGUCCAAUUCCAUUUCGCCGCUAUGCGACCCCGCGCUCAAGGUGACCACGCACCACGCGCCCCGCGUCACGGUCACCACCAAGUCGCCGCCGAUGUGCGCGCGCGGACCCGGCGCCGCGGCCGCCAACUCGCCGCUGUCCAAGACCUGCACUACCACCACCACUACCACGACGACGACGAAAAUAUUGCAAAACAAUUCGGCGGCUUCGACGCCCGUCGAGGAGAAGGCCGCCGUCGUUCCGGUGGCCAGUAGUAAAAACGAACAGCCGCCGUCGUCACAGGUGAACAAAAUGUUCUUGGCGGACGUCGGCAGUGGCGGCGGUGGUCACGUGUCGUUUGCCACUCGUAUAGCCGAAGAAAGAGAUCAUCUGCAGCAGAAUAAUCUUCAUCAUCAUCAUCAUCAUCAUAAUAAUCAUCAGCUGGUGCAGCCUGCUGUCACAGCCGCAGCCGUAGUCGACAGACCGAAACCCGCGAAAUCCGCAAACGGCGGCUGCAGGUAUUUCUUCAACAGGAAAUACAAACAACAGAGGGAACAGCAGCAGCAGCAGCCUCAACCGCAGACGCCGUCUUGUUGUAAGCCCGACGAGGCGUGCAAGAACGGCGCAACCGGUAGACACAGUACGACGAACGAUGCGUCGCCGCCGUCCACGCAUCAACCUUGAGUGGUGACGGCGGCCGACGGACGACGACGACGACGACGACUUACCGGUCGACGGCCGCUAGAUCUUUUCCGCCCACGACUAUAACUCAUUUUAUUCUUUACUCCGAGGCUCUUGACUCUUAGCCCCCCCCCCCCCCCCCAAAAAAAAAACGGGCUUUUGCGAUUGAUUUUUAUCAUUAUCAUUUUUAUUAUAAAUAUUAUCCUUUAUAGACGAGGUGAAAACUGUAGGUAUGUUUUGUUGAAUUUUUUUUUAUAUAAUUUAUAUAUAUAUAGUUUAUGUUUUAAUCAUUUUUUUCCCCGCUAUUGAGAACGCCGCCGUUUUUGUCACCGUAGACAGAGUAAAUAUCAUAGGGCCUGUGGAUUAAAUACUCGUAAUUAUAGUAACCACUGUUUUAUCAAAUAAUGUAUGUUCGUCGGCAAUUGUAUUGUUAUUUCACAUCUGCGACUAAUCCGAAACGAUUUAAAUGUAUGAUAUCCGUUCACUACUGUAACGAUGCUCUGUAUUUCAUUAUUGACUAUUGUUUAGGAACAAUUUUAAUAAUUUCGGUUUUGGUCUAGGCCAAAAAAUUUUUUUUCUUUCAAAUAUACUUCGGUCUUAUUUUAUACGAGUGGGCCCGUGGUACGUUGAUGUAUCGCGCAAUUAGAUAUUUGUACUUAGUUAAGUGGUUGUGUGUUUUAAUCCGAGUUCGUCUAUCGUACAACAUGUUAAUUAUAGGUAUUUAUAUUAUCUAUGCAUUGUGUGUUAGUUUGUGUUUUGUGUUUAUGGAUCGUGUGUGUGUAAUAUUAUAUUUAAUGUAAUAAAUGCCACACUCGAUGCUCGAUUAGUAUUAGUGAAAACUGUGAACUGAUUGCGUUUUUCGGUAUUACUCAAUCUAGAGUUAUUUAUUUGUGAUAUUUUGUGAUAGAUAUACAAUGCCCAAAUAUUAUUUUUUUUCAUAACUUUCGUCUUUAAUAAUAUUAAGUAAGUAGGUAGGUAGGUAAUAGGUAUGUAGUUUCGGAACACGUCAUCAUAGAAACCCAUUAAACUUUAUUAUUCAUAACAUAUUACUUUAUUUACUAUAAUAUAACCAUCACUAUUUAGGUUUAUAUGUAUAUAUAAUAUAUGUAUGUACGAUAUAUAUAUAUAUUAUACAUAAUACACACACAAUAUACAUAUAAUAACCUAUAUUUUAUUUAUAAUAUAUUUUUUUUUCUAUCGUCAUCCAAAUAAUUUAAUAAUCAAACUCUUUUUAGUAUUCUAUUCGUAAAAAUCCUUCAACGGUGAUAGUUAUAAGUAUACGUCAGUUUUAUUAUUUUUUUCCAUAUUACGUACAUUGUAUUUGAAAUUUAAAUUAAAAGAAUUGUAAAUCGUUUUAAAAGACUGGAGAUUCAUUAAUAAUAUUCGUAUAAUUUAAACAUUGCACUGUAUGAGCAAAAUAUUUAAUUUUGUUUUUUAAUAAUAUAAUAUUUAUCAGCAAUUCGUCAUCCUGGAUGUAAAACGAUUUGUAUUUAGUAUCGUUCUAAACGGUUUUUAUAUUUAUCAAUAUUAAGAUAAUAUGUUUUAAAUAUAUUUAAUGCAAUUUUUCUAUUAAAAAAGUAAGUAUAUUAGGAAAUAAUUUGUAAUAAGAGUGCCAAUCGCAAUUUUAGAAUACUUUUUUGCAAUAAGUCAACCAAUUUGUUCAAUGCGUGAGAAUGAGUUUUUUUUCUUUGUAAUUUUAGUUUUAACGGCUCGUUAAUAAGCCAAAGUCUUGUUUAUGUUCUGUUAUGAUACGUCGUUUAUGAAAAAUGUUCGAAAGCACAACCGCAACACUCGUUUCGAUAUUAAACUCGUCACAUUUUUUCUUAGGCGGUUCGUUAUAUCCGUUUUAAAUUUAUAUUUUAUUUUUGCUUUCUUCCUUUCUUCCUAUCAUGUGUCUACCCUAAAUUAUCGUUAAUGUAAAAACAUUAUGGCCGUGUUAUUAUAUUUUAUUGUCAUCGUUUUUCCUGCGUUUCGCGACGCCAUCGGAGCUCAAAAGGUGAAUCUUAAAAAAACAAAUACCAAAAAAUUAUUUAUUUAUUAACUUUAAUUAUUAUUAACAAUCGUUUGCGCGGUGACGGUGCAUACUGUGCACCGACACUUAGUAUAAUAGCAUAGGUACAAUAAUGUUAUACAUUAUACGAUUAUUCGCUGUGCCUCAUGUCCCAGCCCUUUCUUGUUUUUAUUUUAUUUAUUUUCUUCUUUUACUUUACGUUUUUUCUUGUUAAUAUUACAGUAAAAUUUCCAUAUUACGAAGUCUCAUGAAGCAUAAAAAAAAAUCGUAUUAUAUAUAAUUGAAUAAAUUUGGUUCUAAUUUGGUUUGAGUUCUCAAAAAUAUUUCGUUAAAACAAAAAAUGUUGUAAAAUGGGAGUUCGUUAUAUGGAAGUUUCACUGUAUAAUAUAUUUAAAUAUUUCGCGAAUGCAAUUUAUCAUUUAGGUGUUUAUUACAAUUUAUCUUCUAUUGGAUCAUAUAUUUUGUAAUAAUAAUAAUAAUAAUAUAAUAAAUAUUAUCAUCGUCCUGUAAUGGGUCGAACUUUUGGUCAUGUCUACCGUCCGUUGGUAUUGUUUUUCUUACAGGUUACAUACCGAUCAUGGUAUUUUGAAAAUCGCGA